AUGGACUCAUGUUUCCUGCAGGCCACUGUCCGGAUGUUGGACUGGGAGGAUUCAUGCUUCAGGGAGGUCAAGGAUGGAAUUGUCGAGUAUAACUGGGGAUGGGCAGCCGACAAGCUGCUUGCCGUGGAAGUAGUGACAGCAAAAGGCGAACUUUUGCUAUGCAAUAAAGACCAGUAUCAAGACCUCUACUGGGCUGCCCGCGGAGCCGGGCCAUUAUUCCCGGCAAUCGCGACUACGUUUCACUUGCAGCUUAACCCCUAUCCUACUGGAUUCCGAUCAUCGGCAUAUAUCUAUCCAGCAAAGAUGUACCGCGAAGCCUUCAACUGGGUCCAAUCUGUCCUUCCAACCGCCGACCAAGAUACCGAGAUCGUCAUGGUGGCAUUUCACUCCGAUGGCGAGCUAUGUUUCAAGGUUGAUUUUGUCGCUAUGAAAAGUAGUGUUGCGGAAGCUGAGGAUGCACUCCUCACAAUGCAUACCGGCCGCCCUCCUGGAGCUCUUUCAGAAUCGGUAUGCCAAGAGGAGAGUCUAGAGAACUUGCAUCAUGGCCAAGCAAUGGCGAGCCCGAAAUCUCUUUACUAUUAUGCCGAUAAUGCCUUCAUCGAUGAAGGAGCCAAUGUGACAGAUGUCCUGGAAGAGGGUUUUGUCAAUCUCCCUCCUGGGAAAUCAUGGGCAUUCUGGUGUCCCAUGUAUCCAUACAGUCAGCGAGUAGGCUCGGAUAUGGCAAUGCGUGUGCCAUCGAAUCACUACUUUUCGAUGUAUGGCAUUGCUGAAAGUGAAGACAACACUCCACAAUGCAAAGCGUGGGUGGAAAACACUAUAGCCGGAAUCAAGAAACAUGCGGUGGGUUCCUACAUAGGUGAAAGUGAUCUCAAGGAACCGCCUGAGUGGUACUGGGGUGCGCGUAGUGCUCAGCGUCUUGCAGAAGUACGCCAGAAGUGGGAUGAGGCUUCUUUGUUUUCUUCUGUGCAUCAACUAUCGAGAAAGUGA
Penicillium antarcticum is the source of this 987-nucleotide messenger RNA. RefSeq lists its product as uncharacterized. The coding region runs from base 1 to 987 and encodes 328 amino acids. Gene Ontology annotation, molecular function: oxidoreductase activity; flavin adenine dinucleotide binding. The transcript is spliced from 2 exons. The record is from RefSeq and is a predicted model, not a curated record. Lineage: Eukaryota; Fungi; Ascomycota; Eurotiomycetes; Eurotiales; Aspergillaceae.